CUGACCCGAGAGCUCACGGACUUGGUCGGUCAGCCUCACUUCGGUCAGUUCGAUGCAUCGGUUACUAUGGAUGGUUUGAACUUCAGAGAGACGGGUCAAAUCAUCGAGAACAAGUCCCCUCGCGAUUAUCAUCUCAUGCUGCAUGUCCUGGCAAAUGAGCGAGCUAAUCGUCCAAGUUAUUCGGCCUCUCGCUCAGGUUAUCAGGACGGAGAUAUGACUGCUAAGCACCAAAAGCUUCUGCUUAUGAUAAUCUGUAUCAUCAGUCAUUCCAAAAUACCAAGGAGAUCUACAUUGAUGGCAUCCAUACUCAGUGUAUACUUUCAUGGCUCUGGUGUCAAGCGGCAAGUCAUUGAAACUUUAUCUGGACUGGGUCUUUGUCACUCUUAUGUCAACGGAAAUCGUACCAUGAAUAAGACAAUCAAGCAGUAA
Molecule: messenger RNA, 429 nt
Organism: Aspergillus homomorphus CBS 101889
Lineage: Eukaryota; Fungi; Ascomycota; Eurotiomycetes; Eurotiales; Aspergillaceae
Exons: 1
Source: RefSeq, a predicted model, not a curated record